Scaptodrosophila lebanonensis is the source of this 1293-nucleotide messenger RNA. RefSeq names its product serine protease inhibitor 42Dd-like. The transcript is spliced from 2 exons. Lineage: Eukaryota; Metazoa; Arthropoda; Insecta; Diptera; Drosophilidae. Gene Ontology annotation, molecular function: serine-type endopeptidase inhibitor activity. The record is from RefSeq and is a predicted model, not a curated record. Bases 1 to 1161 code for a protein of 386 amino acids.
AUGGCAAACCACUGUACUUUUCUUCACGUCCGGUUAAUAAUUCUACUGAGUUUCUUAUCAGGGUUUCACGCCGACAAGUUCGCCGGUAGAUUUCUGCAGAAAGCUCUAGAGUUUUCUGGAAAAGAUAACGUCAUUGUAUCUCCAUUUUCUGCUCGAGAAGCCUUAGCUCAGGUCUAUGUCGGAGUAAGAGAUCACGCCGCUGAUGAACUACAUCGUGUACUACAAUUAAGUGGAUAUUCAAAGAGUGAAGCAGUCGAAGAAUUUCGCAAAUUUCACGAAAUUUGGGCACCCGGGGGUGACGCCACUUUGAAAAUAGCGAAUCGCAUAUUUGUGGCAGAGAAGUUUCCGUUGUUGCCAAAGUACAUGGAUCUUAUAACGAAAUCAUUUCGAACAGGAAUCACAAAUAUUAAUUUUGAACAGAACAAGGAGGCUGCAUCAAUCAUCAAUCAAUGGAUAUCAAAACGAACCAAAACCCUUAUAAAGAAAAUUGUUAACGCUGAUAAUUUGGACAAAGACUUUAAAUUAAUGGUAAUUAGUGCCAUUUAUUUUCAUGGGAAAUGGGAAACACCAUUUGAUCCUGAAGAAACAGUUAAACAAAAAUUCUUCGCACUGGGAGAAGGUCCUGUUAAAGUGGAUAUGAUGCAUGGCCUAAUAAGUAUUCUUCAUGGACGGAUAAAUGAUUUGGAUGCUCAUGCUGUGGAGAUUCCCUAUAUGAAUUCCAAUAUUUCCAUGCUGGUAAUAUUACCCAAUAAACAGCAUGGCUUACUGCAAGUGGAGAACCUUCUGCAUACAGUUAACUUAUUUACGGUUACAUCAGGUUUUAAAAAAAGGCAAAUAGAGUUAGCUUUGCCAAAAUUUUCGUUUGAAUUUGAUAUGAUUCUGAAUCAACCUUUAAAAGAGAUGGGAAUCCGACAAAUAUUUCAACAUCCUGAUUUUAGGGACAUGACAAGUUCUCGGGAAAGAUUAUAUGUUUCUGAAGUGAUUCAAAAAGCGGUAAUGAAAGUAAAUGAAGACGGAUCUAGACCAGUGACAGGGACUGUGAUCUCGACUGUGAUAAAAUCAAGGCGACCACAAUCAUUUAUUGUUGAUCAUCCAUUUCUUUUCGCAAUAAAAGACCAGCAAAGAGUUUUCUUUGCUGGUCGAGUCAAAAGAUUAAAUUAAUAGGGAAUGUUUCGCUGAAGGCUCAACAUAGAGGCAAUUCACAUUAUUUAGUAUUUGUAUAGGUUGAUAUGAGAACUUUAUAAGUAUUUAAUAAUACAACGUGAAUAAAAUAAAAAAAUAUUCAAUAUUAAA